UCUCUGGUUUCGGGAUCUCCCUCUAUUUCUCUCAAGAGCUCACCAGCAGUCGGACGCAGCACUCCUCUCUCCAGAUACACCCGACGGUUCGGCCAGGAGAGAUAGUUAUUAUUCCAGGGUCUUAGCUGGACUUUAUCUUUCGACACUGAAGGGGGGAAAAGUAGCCUGAAAAGACUUUUUUUUUAAAUUCAUAUCUACCCCUAAAUAAUAUUUGUUUUUCCAUACGACCUUAGCUGGGAACUUUAGUAGCCUAUACUUGAGUAGCCAUGUCCGAAGUGCUGCCAUACAACGAGGGGAAGAUGAACGGCUACGGGGCGGACAGUGAAGUUUCUUUCAGCUGUCGACUGCAAGACACGAACUCGUUCUUCGGAACAUCACAGUCCAAAAGGCCACCGAAACUCGGGCAGAUUGGCAGGGCAAAACAUGUGGUCAUUGAAGAUGACAGAAUAGAUGACGUUCUCAAAGGAAUGACAGACAAGUCAACUCCUGGCGUGUAAACCUGAAUGAUUACACCUCGUCAACCUUUUCUUUUAAUCACUGGUUUGAAGCACUUGUCGCCUGUGCAUGUGAACGAGAGGUGAAGAUGAUGGUUCAGUGUACAAGUACAGGAUGAUGGAUGAAGAGCCACUCUGGGCAGUGGGUUAAAAUAGUGAGAUUUGAAGAUGCUGGCAAUUCUCCAACUGAAACCCAUCCCAAACUGCCGCUGUGAAGAAAGCUGCUCAAGAUUUCUGGUCAUUUAGCCCCUUGUCUCGUAGAAGCCGUGGGUCUGGGUGUGAGAUUUCAUCCCUACAUCAGCAAACCGAAGCCCCUGUUUCAUAGGCAUCUAUCAUACUAUGAGCUGCUCAUUCAAGGGAGCUGUCCAGUUCAGCACCACUUGACUGUCUUUCCAGAGAAAUAAGCUAUAUCUUGCAUGGAAAUGGGAUGAUGUAUGUAAUCGAGGGGAGAUUGAUUACAUUUAUUCACUGCUGUCAUAUCUACACACAUUCCAUUUUCAAUCCUUGACUGAUCAAAUACCCAGAAUACAUUUUAUAGCGAAUAAAGCCACUGAAACGCCAGCAAGAGCUGAAGAAUGACAGCAAUGGAAGGAAAAUGAGAAGCAGGAGUACAACUUCUUGUUUGAUUUAU
This is a messenger RNA of Rhinichthys klamathensis goyatoka, 1125 nucleotides long. It is a transcript of the gene camk2n2b, whose product is annotated as calcium/calmodulin-dependent protein kinase II inhibitor 2. The record is from RefSeq and is a predicted model, not a curated record. Lineage: Eukaryota; Metazoa; Chordata; Actinopteri; Cypriniformes; Leuciscidae. The coding region runs from base 267 to 497 and encodes 76 amino acids. Gene Ontology annotation, biological process: negative regulation of protein kinase activity. The transcript has 2 exons. Gene Ontology annotation, molecular function: calcium-dependent protein kinase inhibitor activity; protein kinase binding.